AUGUUUCUCGUGGAUGACUCGAGAUCCAUGGAGCCUCAUCAGAAGAAAGUAGCCGCGAGCUGCCAAGUCCUCUCUUACGUGCUCAAGAAGGGAGAGGUUGACCCAAACGCAACCUUUGAAGUCUAUUUUACCUCAUCUCACCCUCCACUCCAAUCAACAAGGACUUCGGAAUUGAAAGACAACAUUGAAAAAAUGCUAUUCCAUGAAGAUCAAUGCAACAUGGCCCCCAGUUUGGACGAGUUGGUCAGUAAGGCUAUCCAGAAUAGAAAACCGGUCAGCAUAUAUGUCUUGACGAACGGACACUGGAACCUCAAGAACCGAGAGAAUUUCUGCGGUGUAGAUGGACCGAUCAAACGCUUGGUGACUCAUGUUCGACGGACAAACGAACAGCAGAAUUGGAUCGGUGUCCAGUUCAUCCGCUUCUUUGACGGCAACGAGAACCCUGAUGACAAGCUCGGGGAGACCCGGUUGAAAGCAUUGGAUGACGAUUUGAAGCAACAGACGGGAAUAGACAUCGUCGACACACGGAAUUUUGACGCAGAUGUGCGCAAAAUUUUACUUGGUUCAGUCGUACCAGAUGAGGAUAAUUCUUGA
This is a messenger RNA of Colletotrichum scovillei, 594 nucleotides long. RefSeq lists its product as uncharacterized. The record is from RefSeq and is a predicted model, not a curated record. Bases 1 to 594 code for a protein of 197 amino acids. The transcript is spliced from 2 exons. Lineage: Eukaryota; Fungi; Ascomycota; Sordariomycetes; Glomerellales; Glomerellaceae.